AUGGUCAAAAUCGCCUUUGCUCUUACGAUUGCCGUGGCGUCGAUUGCCCGUGCCGCUCCCGAGGCCAUCAGUGCUCGUCAAGCUGCGGGUUGCCAACCUGCCGAUACCGUCUGCCGUGAUGGCUGGGCCUGGUGCUGCAUUGGCUCGACCUGCUACGAGUUCGCUCCACCUACGGCCUGCUGA
Molecule: messenger RNA, 183 nt
Organism: Colletotrichum orchidophilum
Lineage: Eukaryota; Fungi; Ascomycota; Sordariomycetes; Glomerellales; Glomerellaceae
Exons: 1
Coding region: 1-183 (60 amino acids)
Source: RefSeq, a predicted model, not a curated record